Messenger RNA from Pogoniulus pusillus (Red-fronted tinkerbird), 1535 nucleotides. It is a transcript of the gene MARCHF11, whose product is annotated as membrane associated ring-CH-type finger 11. Gene Ontology annotation, biological process: protein ubiquitination. The record is from RefSeq and is a predicted model, not a curated record. Lineage: Eukaryota; Metazoa; Chordata; Aves; Piciformes; Lybiidae. Gene Ontology annotation, molecular function: zinc ion binding; ubiquitin-protein transferase activity. Bases 123 to 1100 code for a protein of 325 amino acids. The transcript has 4 exons.
UGGACCCGACCCGGAGCCUUGCCGGACCUGCCUCUCUCUCCUCCGCCGCGCCGGCCCGCCGUCCUCCAUCGCUUCGAGCCGUCCCCGCCCCGGGUAAGUGGGUGCCCCGGGCCGGCGCGGGAAUGAGCUGCGUCGGGGGGAGCGUCGUCCUCCCUCCCGGAGAGCCGCAGCGAGAGCCUGCCGUCGCGCUGGGGCUGCCGGACGGAGCCGGGGAGGCCAGCGGGGACGCCUUAGAGGACGGAAGGAGAGGCGACUCCAGCGUCAGCGAGGGCCGGAGGGGCGGUUCCGAGAGCGGCCGCUCCAAGGUGGGGGCCGCCGGCGGCAACAAACCCGACACCCGCUCGGUGUGCAGUAGCGAAAGCGGCAGCGGCAGCCACUUCGGCGGGGCCGGCCCCAUCUGCAAGAUCUGCUUCCAGGGCGCCGAGCAGGGUGAAUUGUUAAAUCCUUGCCGCUGCGAUGGUUCAGUACGAUACACUCAUCAGCUUUGCCUGUUGAAGUGGAUAAGUGAAAGAGGAUCAUGGACCUGUGAACUCUGCUGUUACAGAUACCAUGUCAUAGCAAUUAAAAUGAAAAAGCCUUGUCAGUGGCAAAGCAUUACUAUAACACUGGUUGAGAAAGUGCAGAUGGUUGCUGUAAUCCUAGGAUCUCUGUUCUUAGUAGCCAGUGUGACUUGGCUUCUAUGGUCAGCCUUCAGCCCUUAUGCAGUAUGGCAAAGAAAGGACAUCCUUUUUCAAAUCUGCUAUGGAAUGUAUGGUUUUAUGGAUCUAGUAUGCAUAGGCCUGAUAGUACAUGAAGGUGCAGCUGUUUAUCGAGUGUUUAAGCGCUGGAGGGCUGUGAAUCUACACUGGGAUGUGUUGAAUUACGAUAAAGCCACAGACAUAGAAGAGAGCAACCGGGGAGACUCUUCAGCAGGAAGGACAUUGUGGCUACCGCUGACUGCAUUUAGAAACAGAAGUUUAGUUCAUCCAACACAGUUAAGUUCACCAAGAUUCCAGUGUGGCUAUGUGUUCUUACACCUGUUCAACCGCAUGAGACCUCAGGAAGAUUCAUCAGAGGAUAAUGGCUCUGGGGAAGUAGUGAUGAGAGUGACCUCGGUGUAAAAGAUGAUGCUCACUGUGCUGCACAGAUCAUACGCUCAGACGUUAACAGACUUUGGAAUGUGGUUGUGGUGAAUGGUGAAACCAUAAGCACUUGAAAAAACAGACAUACUUCUUUUUUUUUUUUAAAGAAUGCUUUUUAUAAGAUCAGCUAAAACACAAACACAUUUUUUCCUGGGGAAAAAAACCACCCCAGUGUCUUGAUUUUUAUAUAGUUUGGUUUAUUAGAUCUAUUGUUAACUUGUACCUGAGGUGUAUACAAUAGAGUGUAACUUCUAAGUCUUUGAGUGCUGAGGAAAUUCAGAUUUAAGUUGAAAAAAACCAAGUAAAUGUAUUUUUAUAAACUCUGGCUUUAAUACACUAUUGUUGUUCUUCCCACUUCCAGAAGGAUUGAAAUGAAAAGCCUUCUUCUAAAAAGAAAAGGAAUGCUGACACAAA